AUGAAUGACAGCACCUAUCGAUUGACUCAUAUAUACAACGCCGUAACCACACCGGCUUCGGGGCCGGAAAUUUCAAGGCCCUGUUCGAGGCCAUCGAAGCGGAACAGGAGCUCAGAGGCAACCUUCCGACGAAACACAUUCAGUGGCGGUAAUACACCAGCGAUUGCUCGCACCGGCAGCUCCUCAGUCGAUGUGCUCGUGCUGUGCCUCGGCUUCUCUCCAGUUGUUUCUCACGGCUUCAAUAGUGGUCUUAAAGAGGUUGGACUUCGCGAACAGGUAGGAGAAGCACACGAUCGCGAAUAUCCACGACAGCAGCAAUAG
Messenger RNA from Oppiella nova, 321 nucleotides. NCBI's taxonomy places the organism in Eukaryota, Metazoa, Arthropoda, Arachnida, Sarcoptiformes, Oppiidae. The record is from the annotation of a GenBank genome assembly.